This is a messenger RNA of Diabrotica balteata, 1266 nucleotides long. The record is from the annotation of a GenBank genome assembly. NCBI's taxonomy places the organism in Eukaryota, Metazoa, Arthropoda, Insecta, Coleoptera, Chrysomelidae.
AUGAAAAUUUUUCACCAAAUAGUGUUUAUUUUGGAAAAACGGAAAGAAUUGGCAGAACUUCAAGCUGAACUAAAUAGACGGGUAAAGACUUUAUGCGAACGACAAAAAAGUGUAGAAUUAUUGGAUAAAAAAAUUGUUGAUCUAGUUGAUGAACAAAAGUCUUUAUCAAAGGAUGACACCAAAACCGAAGAAUUGGAAAAUUUGAAACAAGAAUUGUUAAACUCCGUUGAAAGCCCUGAUUCGUGUGAAGUCAACUAUACUAGUAGUCCAGAAGUGAUUCCAGAUACUUUAAGUAGUGACACCUAUCACACCGCUCCAAACACAUGUUCCCCUCGUUUUUCGGACACGAAGUUGGAUGCUCUUAUGAGCGACAGUGGUGUAGAAUUAAGGUCUUCUUCUCGACCCCAAGACGACAGCGAUCUCUCUAGUAAUGAAGAUAAGGUGGUGGUUAGUGACUCACAGUCUACUAGUUCAAUAGAAAAUAGAUCGCCGUCGAAUAAGAAAAAUAAACGAAGGGAAACGGAAAUGUGUUUGAGAAGACUCGCCCAAAGAAUAACACAGCAAAAACUUCUUAUCAUGAGAAAUUUGGAUGGAAAUUGUUUGAAAGUACAUAUAGAUAAUCAAAUCGCAGUAUUACAAGAACUGCAACGCCAAUACAUGUCUUUAAAGUUUGGAUGUACCUCAGCUCUUUCUCCAACAUCCGAACAUCCUCUACAAGAUAUUGAUAGUCCUAGUCCUAUUAGGCCUUUACAUACUGGGUCUACAUCUGCUUUAUACUCUCCCACAUUACAGGGUCAUCAACGAUUAUCACCAUUAAAUCAAAAUUUGUACAGAUCAAUGCCUUCCAUUAAUGUUGAUACCGAUCACGACGCUAUAGUGUCAAUAACAAGCUUCUGUUUAAGAGGAGCUGGUAGUAAAACACAUUAUGAAUAUGAAGUUAGAAUAAAUGCAGUCGACGAAAGGUGGACUAUUUUAAGGCGGUAUAGUAGAUUUAGAGAUUUGCAUAUAGCAAUGAAAGCUCGAUAUAGAGAUAAGGUCUCGAACAUACCUUUUCCUUCGAAAACUCUGUUCUCGAACACAGAAGCGGUAGCUCAGUCUCGAAAACGGCAGCUCGAGUUAUAUUUAAGAAGAUUAAUAGAUACGUGCAAAAACCAUCCAUCCUGUCCAUUGGCUUACGGAGGGCCUGUGACCAAAGUUGCCUUGAUAAACUUCUCACCUUUCUUCCGAAAAGGACUUUUCGAAAACGGAAAAUACGGCACCUCAUGA